UUUACUGCGCCAUCUUGUGUAGGGAUGGCACUCUCGGGCUGGAUUUGUUUGGUCACAGGUGCCUCUAGAGGGAUCGGAAGAGGCAUCGCUCUGCAGUUGUCCGAAGCAGGGGCUACUGUCUAUAUAACAGGGCGACAAGAGAAGACUCUGAGACAGACUGCUUCAGAGGUAAAGGAGAGGGGGGGCGACUGCCUGCCGGUGGUAUGUGACUCCUCCAAAGAAGACGACAUCAAACAGCUGUUUGAGCAGAUCAAGCAUGAACAGAAUGGCCGCCUGGAUAUCCUGGUCAACAACGCCUAUGCAGGCGUGCAGGCUAUCUUUGACAGCAUGGGGAAGAAGUUCUGGGAGACAGAUCCAGACAUUUGGGAUUCUAUCAAUAACACAGGCCUGAGGGGCCAUUACUUCUGCUCAGUCUACGCCUCCAGGAUGAUGGUGGAGCAGGGGCGGGGGCUGAUCGUCAUGAUCUCCUCCAUCGGGGGAUUGAAGUACCUCUUCAACGUGUCCUACGGCGUCGGCAAAGCUGCGUGUGAUCGGCUGGCCGCAGACAUGGCCGUGGAGCUGAAGAGAAGCGGGGUGGCCUCAGUCAGCCUGUGGCCGGGCGCCGUGCCAACAGAGCUGGUGUCCCAAAUGCUAAACACAGAAAAGGGAGAGGCCGUCGACCCUCAGCUCAAAGAGCUGUGGAUGGGUGGAGAGAGCACGGAAGUGAGCGGGAAGUGCAUUGUGGAGCUGGCAAAAGAUAAAAAUCGAAUGUCUAUGACGGGGAAGGUCUUGAUGACCUGCGACCUGGCACGCCGCUACGGGAUACUUGAUGUUGACGGGCGCAGCGUGACCGACUACACCACCCUGAAGUUCUUGGUGUCCCAGGUCCCUUACCUUUCCUGGCUGGCCCCCAUUGUGCCUUCCUUCCUCCGGGUGCCCCGCUUCAUGCUCACCCUCUCUGGGGGGCGCUUCUAACCAGCCCGCCGCAUCCCCCCAGCCUCUGUAGCCAUAUAACCGUUUCCUAUUCCCUCUGUAGGCUAGGCUCCCGGUACUACUUUAUACUGAUUCUUUAAACAUGCUUGACCCUAAGGCAGAAGGAUUGUUAUCUGUGAAGAGACUCCAGUGAUUGGAUGAAGGAACAUUUUUAUUAACUAUUAACCUAAUUGUUUACAUUUUUUAUGUAUAUCUAAUAACAAAUUCUGCACAUGAGAUGAAGUCACUAGAUAAUGAAUGUACUUUAAUCAUAUCUAUUUUGUAAUCCUAUGUUGUUAUUUUAACUAUUAUUAAAUAUUGUUAUAAAAGA
Molecule: messenger RNA, 1282 nt
Organism: Gadus macrocephalus (Pacific cod)
Lineage: Eukaryota; Metazoa; Chordata; Actinopteri; Gadiformes; Gadidae
Gene: dhrs1
Product: dehydrogenase/reductase (SDR family) member 1
Exons: 9
Coding region: 25-954 (309 amino acids)
Source: RefSeq, a predicted model, not a curated record